This is a messenger RNA of Manacus vitellinus (golden-collared manakin), 5329 nucleotides long. RefSeq names its product leucine rich repeats and calponin homology domain containing 3 (gene LRCH3). The record is from RefSeq and is a predicted model, not a curated record. Gene Ontology annotation, molecular function: protein binding. Lineage: Eukaryota; Metazoa; Chordata; Aves; Passeriformes; Pipridae. The transcript is spliced from 20 exons. Bases 199 to 1959 code for a protein of 586 amino acids.
AGUUGUAAUGAAAUACAGACAAUACCUCCACAGAUUGGCCAUUUGGAAUCCUUGAGGGACCUAAAUGUCAGACGAAAUAAUUUGGUGCGUUUACCUGAAGAGCUUGCUGAGUUGCCAUUGAUUCGAUUAGAUUUCUCCUGCAAUAAAAUAACAACAAUACCAGUUUGUUAUAGGAACCUCAGACAUCUUCAGUCCAUCAUGUUAGAGAACAACCCUCUCCAGUCCCCCCCUGCACAGAUAUGUAUAAAAGGAAAAAUUCAUAUAUUUAAAUACCUGAACAUAGAGGCAUGCAAGAUAGCUCCGGACUUACCUGAUUAUGACAGGAGACCCAUGGGAUUUGGAUCAUGCCACGAGGAACUCUAUUCCAGUCGUCCGUAUGGAGCACUCGAUUCUGGCUUCAAUAGUGUGGACAGCGGAGACAAAAGAUGGUCAGGGAAUGAACCAACAGAUGAGUUCUCAGAUCUCCCUUUACGUGUGGCAGAGAUCACCAAGGAGCAGAGACUGCGCAGAGAGAGUCAGUAUCAAGAAAACCGAGGGAGCGCAGUCGUAACUAAUGGUGGAGUGGAACAUGAUCUCGAUCAGAUCGACUAUAUUGACAGCUGUGCCACAGAGGAGGAGGAGGAAGAGGUGAGGCAGCCCAAGUGCAUGGACUCAGACAGCCUCAGCUCACAGUUCAUGGCAUAUAUUGACCAGCGGCGAAUCUCUAAUGAGAACUCCCCAGUAAAACCCACAUCCAUCAGAGAGUUUCAGAGAACAGAGGAUACAAGACGGCAUUUACAUCAAAACAGGGAUACAGAUGAAUUACGAAGACCUGAAACUCUAAAUUUGAUGCAGGACAAAGAGCAUCACCAAGUACUAAGGAGUUAUGUGGACAGGACAGAGAGACCCCUGCCUGACUCGCCUUAUUUUCUCUCGCUGUCGAGUCACCACAGUCAGGUGCCUAGCACAGAUUCCGAGCUGCACCGCAGGCACAUCGAGCGCACCCGUCGGGAGGCUCAGCUGGCAGCGCUUCAGUACGAGGAGGAGAGGAUGAGAACAAAGCAGAUCCAGAGAGAAGCUGUCCUUGACUUUGUUAAGCAAAAAGCAUCCUUAAGUCCUCAGAAGCAAAGUCCUCUGGAUAGUGAGUGUCCCUUUCCAUCCAGAAGGUCUCAGCAUACUGAUGAUAGUGCCUUGUUAGUGAAUGGCUUUGAGCCUCUCUUUGUGUUUGAGAUUGACAAUAACACCAAUACCAUUAAAAGGAGGCCAGGGACUCGCAAACAGUCACUCUCAGGGUUGAACCAAGAAAGCUGUGCUACUACCCUGCCUAGUGCCUCUACCUUCAGUCCUGUCAAGAGUGAUGACAGAUCUACCAUCUCCUCUGGUUCACCUACCACUCAGACAGUCCACCUUUCCCCUCCAUAUCCUGGCCAUGCAGCCCCGCCUUCCUAUAGAAACCCUUCCCAGCGACCUGAGAGUUUCCUUUUCCGAACAGCUGUCAGGGAUGAAGCCAAGAAAGCUGUAGCUUCAUCCUCUACCCGUGCCUUGUCUCCUGCUAAUGAUUCUGCAGACCCUCAAGUGAGACAAAACUCCAAACAGCGAGAGGAAGAGUUGGAGCUGAUAGAGCAGCUUCGCAAGAACAUCGAGUCGCGGCUGAAGGUGUCAUUGCCCAGCGAUCUGGGAGCCGCUCUCACCGACGGUGUUGUCCUGUGCCAUCUGGCCAACCACGUGCGGCCCCGCUCUGUCCCCAGCAUUCACGUCCCCUCCCCUGCUGUGCCUAAACUUACAAUGGCAAAAUGCAGACGAAACGUGGAGAAUUUCUUGGAAGCUUGCAGAAGGAUUGGAGUGCCUCAGGAGCAAUUAUGUUUGCCUCUGCAUAUUUUAGAAGAGAAGGGUUUGACACAGGUAGCUGUGACUGUCCAGGCGCUCCUGGAGCUGGCACCCCCAAAGCAGCAGCCACUUCACCACUUGUCUGCUGUGUAAAGACCUCCGGGACCUUUUGGGUUACCUUGGCUAAGCAGAAGGACCUGAAGACUUUACUGCCCAUGCAGUGCAUCCAAACACACAGAGCUCUGUUCUAAGGAAAUGAGUUUCCGUGAUUCCUGACAGGAAUGUUUUACUUCAUUUCUCCAUUUUUUUUGGAGAUCACAACAGUUUCCAGUAACAUUUUUACUACCAAUUUUUUUGCCCCUUAUUUAAAAAAAUGAGGGUUGGGAGGAGGGCAAGGAAUUCCAGUGGCUGGCUGUUGGAGCCAGCUGUAGAAACUGACCUUGCAGGUGGAAGAUAUGGAUGUAGAGUUAGGAAAGCAGUUCCUAGGGGAAUUUGUAAAAAAAAAAGGAUGUUGCUGCAGUGGUCACAUGGGGAAUUAAAUUUCUUUCUUUAUCCACAGAGUGCAAAGAAAUGGAGUUUCUUUGCCUCCAAAGAACAACUGUUAUUUCUAUUAUAAUAUUUUAAAAAUUGCAUCACACAAUCUUAACCUGCAGUGUUGGGUAACAGGGUCAAACCUCACAGAGCUGUAACUCGUGUUGGCAUGUCCUCAUUACUAAAAGUUGAAGAAAAAGAAAAUUUCCCAAAGGAAAACUUACUGCCUGUUCUCUCCACCAAAAACACGUUAGUAAAAGAUACUAAAUCAGAUCUGUUCAAACGGUGUUUAAUCCCAUCAGAAUUCUCUCUGGGUUCACUUUCUGUUGGGGGUUUAACGUCUUUAUUGGAACACUUUUCUGACAUCAGUGGGUGGAGAUCUCUGCUGGCUCACCGGAAUCAAGUGUGUAUUUCUCUGCACUGUGAACAAUCCCAGCCUGCCUUGCUGCUCUCUAGGAGCCCUUUGUCAACUAACUCAUUCAGGAGGGGCUGAAGCAUCCCCUGCAGGCACAGAAUGUGUUAGGGUUAGAGCCCAGUGAGAUCCCGAGGUGGGCUGGGUGUUGUCAGAGCAGGGCCUGUGCAAACACAGCUGCUCUUUGGGGGGUUUGACAAGGCUUUCAAUAAAGCCCUUUAUCAUUGGAGUUUAUGUAGAGAGAUGUGGUGGUUUUACUCCUCUUUCCUUAACAUAAAAAUGGAAAUUCAGUGUACAGGAAGGGGAGAGGCAGCCAACAAGUUUUGCAUUUUCUUGGAAAACUGAUGUGCAAAACAAGGACAGCUCUGUGUGCUCUGCUCCUAGUGACGAGGCCAAGCUCACUACCAGAUCAAUUACAGUAAUUUUUUUUUCCCCAAAAAAAGACCUCACAAAAUCCAGGUCUCCACCCAUGCAGUUCCUCUGUCAGGUUUUGCCCAAUUUCAAGCAUCCCAGAAUGUUAUGCUACUAACACAUGGUGCUUGGGGUCUGAAAGCAACUGCAGGCAUCAGUAGUAUUCCAUUUGGGGAUGCAUUUGAAGCAGAAUACACCAAGAGGAUUUUAUGCAGAUAAAGAAAGAAGAAAUGGGAACAAGUUAGCUAAAAGUCAUUUUUGCAGAAGUAAACCUGUGGUGGGAGCUGCCAAGGACUCGUCUUAGCUGCGUUUUUUCCCUUUUGAUUUGCAGUUUUGUGUCCACUUUGUUUUGCUUCAUGUAUUUCUUUCAAGGUCCAUUGUGGUGACUGUUGAAUCCCUUGUUUCACAUCAUUAUUUUGGUUGCUUCUUAUUGGCAUUGACUUAUCAUGCUGCAAGUGGAGAAAACACCUGGAGGGUGUCUAAAACUGCCCAGCUGCAAAGAGAAACCUCCUCAUGCUCUUCCUGAACCCUGCAAGGAAUUGAUGCCUAAAGGUGCCAGUAACUCACAGUACACACAGGAAGAGCAGCCCCAGAUGGGCAUUCUUUCCCCCUGAAGUAGCUCUUGUGUUUCACUUAAUUUUGUUUGUGAGGAGCAUUCUCAUUCUCAAAGGGUUACAUAGAGGUGUCUGAAGGCUUUGCUGCAGUUUGCUGAGGGGAAGGUUCUGCCACUUGCUGGCAACAGCACAGACACAGACACAGGUGUUCCUGGUGUGUUUGUCUUUGCACAUCAUCUGAGAGAGGGGGGCACUGACUUCAUCUUGGUUUCCAACAUUAGGUCACCUGUAUUGUUACAGGGACAUGUUGCAUUUAGCAGCAUGCCUCUUGUGGGCUAUUUAAAUAUCUCUGAAGAAAACCAGUCCCUUCAUGGAAUUGAAAGGGUGUGGUGAUUGCUUCAGUCCAGCUUCCAGCACUUAAAAGAAUGAAACUUAAUACUAUUCAGGUUGGUGGAAGUUUGACAUUUCAUUAAUACUAGUUUUUAGUAAUUAACUUGGUGGGAGCUCAAGUCUGGCCGGCAAGAAAGGGCUGUUUGCGUUGCCUGUGGCUCUCAGCCGUGUGAGCCCGUGUGUCUGGGCAGGUGGGGGGUCCCCAGCACUGGGUACUUGGUUCUAAGCAAUGUUCACUCUGGCAGUUUCAGUGUAGGGGAUCGUGUUAGUUUGACGUUUGUAAUCCUGUGUUUUCACGCUGGCAAGCACUAAAUCUGGUCCAGAUGUUUAGGACAAAAUCCAAACCUGAAGUUUCAUCGUACGGUUUAUUUAAUGUGUUACACCAAAUUGACUUCAGUUCUCUCUUGCAAAAUGGGUUGGGAUUUUCCAGUGUAUUUAUGUGCAAUUUUUGUUGUAUCCCAUGAAAAGAAUAUUUGAAAGAAAACAUGUAUAAAGUUCCUUGUUAAAGCAAAGAGGUGAUUGUCUUUCCUCUCUGGGGCUUCUGUGUUGGAGGAUGUGGGAGGGACCCACCUGAGUGUUCCAUGCUGCUGGUGUUCCUGCACUGACUGUGUGGUGUCACCAUCCAUCCUCAAACCUGGCGAGCCCUGGGCAGCGUCUGAGGCUCAGUGAGGUUACACACUCCAGGUGGAGCAUCCCAGCCACUGGGGGCUCAGGGCAGAGCAGAGUUUGGGUCUUCCCCCUUUGAAGGGGAGGCUUUUGAGAGGCCCCACCACCGGUGUCCCACUUCAAAUCCAUCAGACACAACUCUUUACAGCACCAGAGCACCUCUGUUGUAGCACCUCUGGUAGCAACAGGAUGGCAAACGGUAUUUUUACCCUUUUAUGACUAUAAAUGGUUCUUUGAAAAACUGUUUCAGAAACAGAGGACUUGAAAGGUGAAUUUGGACAUCUAAAAAAUGCUUUUGUAUGGAUACUGUGAUGUUUUACAAAGUGAUCUAAUUUUGUUAUUUCUCAAAACAGUGUAAACGUGUAAUUAAUAGAGUAAAGGAUUUUAAAGCUUCAUCCUGUGCUGUAUGUCUGUAAAUACAUUCCAUAAUUUCUGUUACAUAUAAAUGUGUUUGAAUAUUGUAUAUUUUAAAUUGCCUGUAUUCUGCCAGUAGUGUGAACGUCUAGCACAUUGAUAAUAUAAAAGGAAACCAUGGAUAUUUGAAAUAAAGUUUUAAAAC